AUGUCUCAGUCUACAUUCCCGUACCGCCUGCAUCAAGUCUUGGCCACAGAAAGCAAGACAGGUCAACCAGAUUCCAGCAGCGUCAUCUCGUGGACACCCAGUGGGAAUUCAUUUCGAAUUCAUGAUCAAAAUGCUUUCGAGACUGAGAUACUGCCAAAAUACUUCCCCAAACAAAGCAAGUACGGGUCAUUCCGAAGACAGUUGCAGUACUAUGGUUUCACCACGUUGGGAUUGAAUCAUUUCGGUCACCCUCUCUUCAUCAGGGACCAAGAAGAACAGCUGAUCCACAUCAAGCACAAGAAAGGUCAAGCUACCCAGGCCAAGAAAUCAACUACGAAACAAAAACAAAAGAAGGAGAGACAAAUCGACGCGACACCAUCGUGCUCAAAGAUCGCCAAUCAUCUUCGUGGGGCUCAGUCUCGAUCUUCUCAGCAUCUUCGCAACAUGAAGCAUUCUCAGCAAGAACAAGCUUCAAAACAGCUCAUGUUGACAAGGAGGCAGCUUGAUCUCGAUUUACUAUUGGCACUUCAACAACGAAGAGGAUAUAUUCCAUGCGCCAAACAGCAGACCCUUUUGUCUCAGCCACGAAGCACGGACUACAGCACAGCCCAAAUGAGGGUUGACCCCGCUUCUGCGUUCAUUCAACUCGCUCGUAUGCAACUCGGCCUUUAA
Messenger RNA from Cylindrotheca closterium, 672 nucleotides. Lineage: Eukaryota; Bacillariophyta; Bacillariophyceae; Bacillariales; Bacillariaceae. The record is from the annotation of a GenBank genome assembly.